AUGCAAUUUAAAUUUAAUAGAUUUUCUAAAACUACAGUAUUGCAAAGUUUAAUGCCCCUCGUAUUUAAUGACAUUGAAGCCGAAUUCAAUGACAAUUCAAUGAGAGGCCUUCCAAUUCCACCAUUAUUGAAACUACUUGCAGUGUUACGGUAUUAUGGAACUGGAAAUUUCCAAAUAGUUACUGGUGAUUUGGUUGGUAUUAGCCAACCAACUAUAAGCAGAUGUGUAAAAGAUAUUUCAAGAAUAAUAGCAAGUAAGUUACCGACUUUUGUAAAGUUUCCUGCUACCCUAGAAGGAAAAAUACAUAAUCAAGUGUUAUUUUCAAAUAUUGCUAGUAAUUUCAAAAUAAUUUGUUCAUUAUGCUUUAAAUAA
Molecule: messenger RNA, 372 nt
Organism: Acyrthosiphon pisum (pea aphid)
Lineage: Eukaryota; Metazoa; Arthropoda; Insecta; Hemiptera; Aphididae
Product: putative nuclease HARBI1
Exons: 2
Coding region: 1-372 (123 amino acids)
Source: RefSeq, a predicted model, not a curated record